Molecule: messenger RNA, 2088 nt
Organism: Melampsora larici-populina 98AG31
Lineage: Eukaryota; Fungi; Basidiomycota; Pucciniomycetes; Pucciniales; Melampsoraceae
Exons: 5
Coding region: 1-2088 (695 amino acids)
Source: RefSeq, a predicted model, not a curated record
AUGUCUGGUUUUUCCUCCGUAUUAUUCGCAUUACAUCUCUUUCCAGCCUUAUUUGUUCAAUGUGGCCCGACCCAUUCAACAGACAUUGAUCACACCAAAACAUUAGUCGAAAAUCUUUUCGUACCCCAAUUGGUGGAUAAAUCCAGUUUUGUACCAGAUCACACUUCUUCAGAAGUAACUGAUACCAUCAAAGGGGUGAACAAACUUCCAUCGCCAAUCAAAAUCACACCAUACGCAGCUUUCUUCCGCAAAAGUGAAGUAGUCAAGGCGGAAACCAACAAUGAGACCGUAAAAUAUCUAGCCGACAAGGUGAUGUCGCUCGUCUCAACGCUGAACCCGACUCCAGAGCUGUGGGGCAGUUGGCUUGAAGGUAAUAAAGCCACAGUGGAUGACUGUAUCAGACUAGCUGUAAGGUCUUUCCAUUCUGAAGUAGGUUGCAAUGAAAAGGAAAGAUCUUGGAUCGUGGGGAUAUUGGCUGCAAUUUCAAGGUACCUGCCGCCAGAACCCGAAGAUCAACAAAUGACAGAAGAAGCAGAGUUUUCAAAAAUGCCCUGGAGUAAUCAAGUGGUUCUAGAGAUCCAAGCUGCUGCGAACUUCGAAUUUUGUAUGACAAAGAGAUUUGAGUCGCUUUGGCUAGGAGAAGAGCAUAUUUCAGCAGAAGAGUCCAGUAAAGGAUUGGAGGAGCUCCUUCAGCGGGCCGCGUUACUUGGGCAUUACGACUCGACAAAGGACGCAAAAUAUCCGUGUUUGUUGACCACAAUCUAUGAGCCCAUCUCGAAACAUUUACUGAAAAGUCAACUACCCGAUAAUGAAAGGGAAUUAUCACAGCUUAUCAAUGAUUUCAAAUACUUCUUCAAGAAUACCAACCUAGGUGAAUGGGAAGGAGAUUAUUCUAAAGCUAUAUUUCAACAUAUACUAAAUCAUUCAUCUCAAGCUCAAAAGAUUUUCAUCACUCUGCUACAAGAUUAUUCCUUCUUCAGAAAGAUCCACUUCCCUUUUGCAAAGAAAGACAUGAUUGAAUAUUUGAAAUUUCGACCAGAAGUUGACGAGUCACACGAGUAUGUUAGAAUGAUAGAGGGUUGGCACGAAGAACAGACCUUAGGAAAGACCUCCGAAGCUGGUGGCGAUGAACUGUUAAAUCGUGUUUACAGCCACAUUCACUCUCAAGAAAAUGAAAGAUCUACCCUUGAACAUCAUAAUUUUUUGGCUGCAUUUCAUCUCAUAUUUCCUUGUCAGGAAGCUGAACUCCAAGAAUCCAUUCAAAGGUACCCAGAACAAUUCAGACCUAAGCACUCAUUGCGCGACUGGUCCCAAUUAUAUCCGUAUGGCAGAGUCCCAGAUGCUGACUUCAAAUUUGGCGAAUAUCAAUGGAUGCUGCCGGUUAAAAAUCCCGACUACCUUCAAAAGUCUGUGCUCUACCAGUUAAUGAACAAGAUGCAAAACUCCAAGGAACAAAAUAUCAAAGACCUAAGGACUUCUCUUCGAAAUUGGCCGCCUACAAGCAAGGGAGUUGUGAAGAAUGACUACUAUGAUCAAGCCAUGAAGAAUUUGCAAGGGGCCCAGAAAGCUGCUUCAGUUCAUGAGGUUUAUGAAAUGAGCCUUGAAUUCAUCUACUACCUAGUCAAUUUUGAGUCUGGAUGUGCACAAGAUUUUGUGAGGAAGAUGAAAGAUUCCGUUGUAUUUAGAACAACUAUCCAGAAAGCCGCCAAACUUCUCAGAACUGCAAGAAAAUCUACAUCUCAUGAAGAAGGGAGUCUUCAUAUUGUGGCUUCCCGCUUUGAUGGCUUUCUGCAGAAAGCUGAGAAUAUUUUCAAAGCUAUUCAACUCAAUGGAAACCAGCAAGAUUACACGGCAAUUGAAGAUAUGGCGAAAGAAUUGAAAUCCAAAGAUCAUGAUUUCCAUUUGACUGUUGAAGGAGAACCUCUGAAAUUCAAAUUGGGAAAGAUCAGAUUUAAUGUCAAAAAUCAGGAAGCUAGACCUUAUCUCAAAGAGAAUUCAGGAGAAUUCCCAUCAUGGUCUUUGCCGUCUCCCUCAUUCAUGAGAAAAGUUCAUUCCUUAGAGUCAGACAUUGAAGAUCUUUUUGAUUGA